CACGAGCGGAGGGGGGAGCGGGAGAGAGGGAGCAAGUUCGUAACGCCCGCGGCUCCAUCGCGGCCCUGAACUCUGCUCCGUCCCAGCGCAACUUGGUUUCUCCUCUCGGCAGCAGCCUCAGCCUGCCAUAGGAAGAUCCUCUUUCUCUCUUUUUGAGAUCACAGAGUAGAUGGACAGUUAAUGCAGCAGAAGCAAAGACGUGAGAAAUGUCUCCUGAUGAGUCCUGGUCGCCAGCUGAAGAUGACAGCCAAGCAUCAAAACUAGCAAGGAAAUCCAGAGAUGCCCCCUUUGUUCCCAUAGGUCUGGCAGGCUGCUUUGCUGUAGUAGGCUAUGGGCUUUACAAGCUGAAACACAGAGGAAGCCAAAAAAUGUCAGUCCACCUCAUCCACAUGAGAGUUGCAGCCCAAAGCUUUGUUGUAGGUGCAAUAACAGUAGGAGUUUUAUAUUCCAUGUAUACAGAUUACAUGAAACGUUCGGGCACCAGUGGACCGAACAAAUGAUCAUCAUCAUCAAAGCAAAGAGGAAGAGCAAAGCAUUUGAUUCAGUAUUAUUUUAUAAAAACUUUUAUGUAUAAGUGUUUUUAGAAUGUAUUCCAAGUAUGCCGCCAGGAUUCCCACUGCCACCCUCCCCAUUUAUUAA
Messenger RNA from Podarcis muralis (Common wall lizard), 639 nucleotides. The record is from RefSeq and is a predicted model, not a curated record. NCBI's taxonomy places the organism in Eukaryota, Metazoa, Chordata, Lepidosauria, Squamata, Lacertidae.